Gastrolobium bilobum is the source of this 624-nucleotide messenger RNA. RefSeq lists its product as uncharacterized. Bases 1 to 624 code for a protein of 207 amino acids. The transcript is spliced from 4 exons. The record is from RefSeq and is a predicted model, not a curated record. Lineage: Eukaryota; Viridiplantae; Streptophyta; Magnoliopsida; Fabales; Fabaceae.
AUGGCUGAAGCAAAUAAGAGGAACAGGUCCAAAUUUGACGGACCUUCACAUUCUGGAGGUUCAAUUCCAUUUCAUGAGCAUGCAAGGCGGUUGCAAGAAGAUGGGGUCAUAGAUCCGUCCACCCUGGAUUGGGCUGUGUUCAAGCAUACACACACAUCUAAAGAUGAUCGUGACAGGUGGUGCAAUGACAAGACAAAGGCAACAGCUGAUGGCUUUACGAGACUUAGGGAAGAGAAAGACAGUCAAGUCAUUCCAGGAGAGGAUGCUAGCAGUGUUGCCUCGGAUAAUGAUUUGAUCGUGCAGGCAUCUGGUGGGGUUAACCGUAAAGAACGGUUGCAGGGUACAGUUGCACAGCAAGAGGAGAGGGCUGCACAGCAAGAGGAGAGGGCUGCACAACAAGAGAAGAGGGUUGCACAACAACAAGAGAAGGCUGCACAACAGGAGAAAAAGGGUCAGGAACAAGAUAGUCUCAUGGUUAUGAUGCAGAGGCGAAUGGACAAAAUGGAGAAGCUUUUGCGAAGGCUUCCUGAGGCAUUUUUAGAUACUGAGGAUGACGACGAGACUCAGCCCCCGUCUCAGGACCUAGGUGAUGACUAUGAUCAUGCAGGUCAUCCACCAGCAUGA